Molecule: messenger RNA, 3458 nt
Organism: Ixodes scapularis (black-legged tick)
Lineage: Eukaryota; Metazoa; Arthropoda; Arachnida; Ixodida; Ixodidae
Gene: Naxe
Product: NAD(P)H-hydrate epimerase
Exons: 4
Coding region: 909-1736 (275 amino acids)
Cellular component (GO): mitochondrion
Molecular function (GO): NAD(P)HX epimerase activity
Source: RefSeq, a predicted model, not a curated record
AACGUACAAAGCUCCAUUUAUCUUCAAUGACUUUUAUCUGACCGCGACGAGGUUUAAGUAGACACCGAUUCAAUCGAUUUCAAAAACAAAAUAAUUAGGCGAAAUUUAGGACUGUUAUUUCUUUUAAGCUGGCUAGAUGUUCUAAAAUUGUAUAAAGUGCGCAUUUGUAGUUGCGGUGCGUGCUUGCACCCACGCUCCUCGCGCGUGGGAUGAAGCAGGCGGGCGCCUGGCGAAAACAACGGGCUCGAACUAAAUCUCGGAAGCCGUCGACCGAGUCGAUACGGGAUUCACAAGACCAAAAACCCUCGUCACAGAGGCGGUGAGACCCAGGGAGAGAAGCACGGAGAAAACAAUAGAAAAAUUGAUCCACAGUCCCUCGCUCGCUCCCGCAAUUUGACGGCGCCAGGGAGCAGACACCACGUCGCCGCUUGAUGCUAUCCGAGCGAGGCCCUUGGCCUUCCCGUCCCUCCUCUUGUUCCCUUUGCUCCCUCGCUUUUUCGCCUCCCGGCUCGGCCCUCGGCGCUGCCUUGGCUGCCUCACACGCGCGCGGUCGUGGAUCGAUGCUUGGGACCGGCACCGCCACGGCCGCGACGGUAGCGCGCUGCACGCUCCCGUCGUCUGCCCGUGCUCCCACCCGACGCUGCCGACGACUCCUAACACCGACCCUCCGCUCCCUCCCCCACUCCUCCAGUUCGCUUCGUUUGAGCCCGAGUAGUCGCCUAAUUUAAUCCCACCGAAGAUUUAAAAAAAAAAGAAAGAUAAAAAAAAAAAGUGCGGGGGAGGAUGAGGUUGCUUCAUCGGCGAAGGGCCGUCGGCGGUGGGCGACUCGCGGCUGCGGCGAUGGGAGGGUGUGGUGCGAAUGGCCGCUGCUGUUGACGCCGUACUCGUGCGAAGCGGGAGAAGUUGGCAUGGAGAAGAGCGAGAAGAAGCCCAUGCGGUUCUCUUUUCGACGGCGUCCCAAAAGCGUCAGCGUCGACCGGAGCGAGGCGCACGCCGCCGACGUCAGCAUCGGACAGUACUUGGAGAAGCUCAACUACGUGAGCCAGGAAGAGGCCAUCAAGAUUGACCAGGAGCUGUUCUCCGAGUAUGCGUACAGCGUAGACCAGCUCAUGGAGCUGGCAGGUCUGAGCGUGGCCACUGCCGUGGCCAAGUCGUACCCGAGGGGCCCCAUGCCCAAGGGCGGCACUGUUCUCGUCUGCUGCGGACCGGGCAACAACGGCGGCGACGGGCUCGUCUGCGCUCGCCACCUCAAGCUUUUUGGCUACGAACCGUCGGUGUUCUACCCGAAGCAGUCGAACAAGCCCCUGUUCCAGAACCUAACCAAGCAGUGCCAGGAGAUGGAGGUGCCCUUCCUGUCCUUCCUGCCGGACUCGCAGCUCGUCAGCGACUCGUACAACCUGGUUGUGGACGCCCUGUUUGGCUUCAGCUUCAAGCCCCCCGUCAGGCCAGAGUUCAGCGACGUCAUGGACAAACUCAAGAAGGUCAAGAUCCCCGUCGUCAGCAUCGACAUCCCCUCAGGCUGGGACGUGGAGACGGGCGGAGACGCGGAUUCCCUGCAGCCCGAGUGCCUCGUGUCCCUGACAGCACCUAAGCGCUGCAGCCGCAACUUCAAGGGCCGCUUCCACUGGCUCGGCGGCCGCUUCGUGCCCCCUGCCCUGGCUGCCAAGUACGAGCUCAACCUGCCCCCGUACCCGGGCACCGACUGCUGCCUGCUGCUCACGCCCCCGCCUUCCUGAACCGGCGCCCAACGCUCUACGCCAAUGCUCAUGCACCUGGGGGGGCCUCUGGAGACUCCAAGACGCGGUGCCUCUCGCAGCCACGCUCGGCUUCUAAAUCCCUAGGCCCGUCGGUGGGGCGGAGUAUGUCUCUUGGGAAUCGGAAUCGUGUCCGAAAUAUUCUGAGCUGAUCCUCACAGAUGGUUCCUCCUGGCUGUUUGAAACCAGGCCCACCAAUCGUGUGGUUACUUGUCGAUUCUCCGACGAGCAGAUUUGCUCCACCAAGAGAGAAGUCUGUGGAAUUGAGCCUUGCAGCUUAGAAAAUGCUUUGCAGCCUAAUUGCUUCAAAGCAAGUUUUUCAGGCGUGCCCAUGCCGACUGCUGCCAAUACCUUCCUGCUGUUCAGCUUGCAACUGUUCUAAGCGUGUGUUUGCCAGCGUGUGAAUCAUACCGAGAGAGAGCGCUUCACAUUGUUUUCAUCCCGUUGUACUACGGUUCGUCAUAGCACCACGCAUUGUUGUUUCUUCCCGUUGUGUACUCUGUCCCACUGGAGGAGAGUUCCACUUGUAGUGUGUUGCACCUUGUAAUAAUGCAGCAUGGUUGCUCACAGCCCUGUGGUUAAUAAACCAAGUCACUUUACUGUUAUCAUGCUCAGAUAAUUUAAUCAAUAGUAUUUAAAAACGUGGUGCAGUAUUUGAAGUCAUCAGAUGAAAUAGGAGAAGAGAGUUGUAAAAGAGCCCCAGUAAACUUUCGAGGGACGGGUUAACUUUAUUGUGAAAAAGUGGACCAAUGGCUUGGUUCGUCCAUAAAUGCAAACAUUGCAUCAGUGGUCAUUAGCUUUUGGGGUGGAGCAAGCUGUAGAACCUACGCUGUGUUGAUUGAUAAUGUGCUAAUAUUCAUAAAUCAUUCUUGAACCAUCAGUACAUUUUGUUAAUUUGUAUAGAAGGCACACAUUACAUCGUUGUAUUCUACAUUUCUAACUCUGAAUUGUUACUAAAUAUAUGUGACUCCUUCCAGAAUGCUGGAAGGAAAUAUAUUAGUAUAGCAAUAUAUAGCAAAUAAGAGGUGGAACUGACCUUUUAGAAAACAAUACCACAGUAUGUUUAAAUUUCAUAGGGAACAGCUAGCUUACCUUUAAAAGAAGCUAUAACCUCAAAAUAUUUCUUGUUACAGUUUGAGCAAAGUGUUGACUAGAAAAGUAUCAAACUAGAUUAGCCUAAUCAUGGGAGAAUAGCUUCUACAAAACUCUUUCAUAGAGUGAAUCACAUUUAAAACUUUACAAUCUUUUGUUUUCUCUGAAAUGCAGUAACUAGGAAUCAUUGUGUGCAAUAACAAGUGUUAUGUUGCUGCUAAAGCUGUAUAAGCCUCAUUUCAACACCAUGUUCAGCUUCAGAAGUUUGGAAACUGCUGUUACGCAUAAACAAGGGCUGAUCUUUCCAUCUGUUCACGUGUGUAAGAGCCUCACUCGCCAUUUUUAUUACACAAUGCUUUGAACACAUUUUUGAUAGGUUUGUACUGAAUACAGCAGCUUCAAGUGUAUGGUAGGCACUUUAUUGAUUUUUUCCAUGAGUUACUUUUAUCAGUGGUCCUAGCUUUUUAGUUAUUCGUGAGAAUAUUAUUACUGAUUUUGUAUCCAGUUUGCUUCAAUAAUUCACGUUUCUUCUCUUGGUUCAUGUAUCCUUGAAAUACCAAUGAUUUUGCAUGGAGGGUUUUCUUUAUAAGUAAAAUGUGUUAUUUAUCUCCA